Molecule: messenger RNA, 1422 nt
Organism: Malania oleifera
Lineage: Eukaryota; Viridiplantae; Streptophyta; Magnoliopsida; Santalales; Ximeniaceae
Product: protein BOBBER 1
Exons: 6
Coding region: 149-1057 (302 amino acids)
Biological process (GO): protein folding
Cellular component (GO): cytoplasm
Source: RefSeq, a predicted model, not a curated record
UGAGUACUUUCUGAACCCUCUGCCACUUCAAUUCCUUCCUUCCCUAGAACUCCCUGUACCACUAUAUAUUCAUUUCCUGAGUUCCGGCUUCUCUUUUUCUCUUUUAAACCCCUCUCCUAAACCCUAGUUCUCUCGUUCUCUCUCUACAAUGGCGAUAAUCUCAGAUUUGCAAGACGAUCAGGAGCAGCAGCAGCAACAGAACCAAGAGCAGAGUCCCUCAACGGCGCUGCCGUUCAGUUCUGUUUUGGAUCCUUCGACGCCUCUGGCGUUUCUUGAAAGCGCUUUCAAUUUUGUGGCGAAGGAGUCGGAUCUGUUUCGGAGCGAGGGGGCGGAGAAGGAUAUUUUGGGGCUGGUUCGGUCCGUGAAAGAGAGGGUGGCUGCGGAGGAGAGGAAGAAGAAGAAGGCGGCAGAGGAGCGCGGGGUCGAGAACAGUGGGAAGGCGGAGAAGCGACUGAAGGAGGAGCCUCUUCAAGUGAAGAAGGAGCCGGAGAAAGAGGUGGCGAAGAAAGUGGAAGAGAAAGAGGAUGAGAAUAAAGGCUCGCGAGCUCCAAAUAGAGGGAAUGGGCUCGAUCUGGAGAACUAUUCCUGGACACAGUCAUUGCAAGAGGUUACUGUGAAUGUUCCAGUCCCACCUGGAACUAAAUCUAGAUUUAUUACUUGCGAUAUAAAGAAAAAAUAUUUGAAAGUUGGACUCAAGGGUCAGCCUUUAAUCAUUGAGGGCGAACUUUUUCAGUCGGUGAAGGUUGAUGACUGCUUUUGGAGCUUAGAGGACCAGAAAGCUAUCUCUAUUCUUUUGACAAAGCAUGACCAAAUGGAAUGGUGGAAAUGUUUGGUCAAAGGUGAUCCUCAAGUUGAUACCCAGAAAGUUGAACCUGAAAACAGCAGGCUUUCUGAUCUAGAUCCAGAAACACGGCAGACUGUUGAAAAGAUGAUGUUUGAUCAGCGCCAGAAGUCUAUGGGCCUUCCAACUAGUGACGAGAUGCAGAAGCAAGAGAUUCUGAAGAAAUUCAUGGCUGAGCAUCCGGAGAUGGAUUUCUCGAGGGCGAAGAUAGCGUAAGUGGGAAGUUUUAUUUAUUUUCCCCUCACACCUUUAGAUGGAUUGGUGAGGGUGCCAUGACAUGAGCCGCUGUUCUUUUUGCAUUUUUUUUUGGGGAGAUGAUGAUAAAACAAUGUUCAUAUGGGUAGUAUUAUUAUUAUAGACUAGUUGAUAUUUUGAUGGAGAUGCUGCUGGCUUUAUCAGAAACCUACGCCAAAAAAAAAGAAAAAGAAAAAUCACUUGUUAUUUAUCUUUGGAAUGAGGGGGAUGAUGCGUUUUUCAUAGCUGUCAAGUAUUUGUUGAUGGUCGUAAAGCAUGAGAAUGUGAAUUGUAGUGAAGAUUGUCAGGAAUGUAGGCGUGAUUUUUAUAUUAAUGUUUGAUUCAAA